This is a messenger RNA of Colletes gigas, 4534 nucleotides long. RefSeq lists its product as uncharacterized. The coding region runs from base 92 to 4534 and encodes 1480 amino acids. The record is from RefSeq and is a predicted model, not a curated record. Lineage: Eukaryota; Metazoa; Arthropoda; Insecta; Hymenoptera; Colletidae. The transcript has 15 exons.
GCGAAACACCAUACAAACGUGUUUGACUUUCGGCGUUUGACGAAAUAAAAUAAUUCUUAUACAAAUAGUACUCGAUGUCAUUUAAGCCAACAUGGACAAUAAUCAUCCGGAUUUAACAGUAAACGAAACUGUUCAAGAUAGUCAUUUCAAUUUGGAAAAAUCAACGCAAUCUUAUUUGUUGUUAAAACAAAAAAUUUGUAAAACACACGAAGUCAUUAAACAAUAUAACGAUAAAUUGAAAGAAUGCGAGCGAUUAAAAACAGAUUUAGAUGCAGCAACUAAGCAAACAAAAAAAGUUACAUGUAAUUAUAAUUCUACAUUAGCCAAAGUUAUUAAAUUGGAACUUCAAAAUACAGAGUAUAAGAAAAAUAUUGAAACUUUGGCAACACAAGUGAAUGAAUAUCAAAUAAAGACAGCAGCAGACCAACAGUACAUACAACAAUUAGUAUGUAAAAUAAAAGAUACAGAUGGACAACAAAAUGAAAAGAUUAUGGAGUUUGAUUUAGAAAAAUCUUCUUUACAAAUGAAAGUUAAGGAAGUAGAACAGGAACUAAAAAGUGUUAAGAAAUCUUAUGAUAUGAAGAUCAAAAAGAUGGAAAAACAAAUUUCCGUAGAAAGUAGCAACAAUAAUAACAACAAAGUAAAAAUGAAAGACAUUGGAACAAAUACAAUAGCUGCUAAUGACGAAAUAGUGAAACAGCCGGAAGUCGCGGAUAAAUGUAUAAUGACCGCUGAAUUUUAUAAAGUAAAAGACGACAUAUAUCCCAUAUUUUGCGCGAAAUGUGAAGUCCUAUUGGAACCAGCCCCCCUUGAAAAAAUAUGCAAUAUUAUGACGAAAUCGUGUCCUAGGCUUAUCGGACAAAUUUCUUCUCCUACCAAAAAACCGCCACCACCUUUACAAAUAUCAACAGAAGUUAACAACGAACACUGGAAAACUGAAAACUUAUUGCCAGUGUCUGGAACACCGCCGCCGCAUUUACAGAAUCAAAACAAUGACUCGGACUUUAUGAAUGCAAGCCUUUUACAUUCUCACGCGCCAAUUGGAUUAAACCAUGCAAAUUAUUGCAAUAAUUUCCCUCAAAGUUCCAAUUUAAUGAAUCAAGCUAGUUAUUACAUUGGAUCGAUGCCGGUUAAUCCUCUGUUAUUGGCAAACCCGAAUAUAACCGAACCAAACAAUCAUUCGAAAGAUAUAGCAUCUUCGUUGUCGCUUAUUUCUUCGUUACAAAAGAGGAUAGACUCGCUAGAAAUAAAAGUGAAGAAGAAAUUCAAUAAAAGGAAAUUGGAAGAGAGCAACAACUUUUGGCAACACAAACAUCCAAGUCCUUGUUAUAUGUGUAACACUAAUAAUUCUAUGCAGUUGAAUUUGAUCGAUAUGUGGAAGACAAUGUCCGAUAUUUAUGAUAACAAGGCGAAGAGACAAUUUAAUGUAAAUAAGCGUAGUAAUAAAAAUUUGAAUAAAUACAAAUUGUCUCGGUUAAAACCUAGAAAGAGGUUGCAAAGUGGGUAUACUGGUUCUUGGGAAGUCGAGUCAGUUGUGAAAAAAAUUGAACCGAGUCCUAACAGAAAGAGGUCAAAGAAAUGUAAACAUCGGCAUUCUACGCUGCUCGAUAAAUCUAAUUUGUUGUCAAAUGAAGAAGAAGAUUUAGAUAAGUCAAUUACUGAUUCCGAUACAGACUCAUACGAUGUUUUAUUUGACGAUAGUCCUCGCAUAGAUACAGAUGUGAAAAUUGAGGGAAAAAAUGUAUCGCGUGUAGAAUUGCCUACUACUCGUUCGAAAUCUAAAAAUCGUUUGAAAGCAACAUGUUCCACUCAGUCUACCGAUGUAGAUGAACCCGGAAGUGUACAAGCCAUACGAAACUCUGUUGAGUCUGUUAAAUCUAUAGGAGGUGAAACCGACUCAGGAAUAUUGUCAGAUUCGAUCGAAUCUUCUAAACAACUGGAAUUAGAUGUAAGCGCAUGUUCAAAUGCGAGUAAGUGUAACAAUAUGAUAGAAGCAAAGUCUUCCGUACAAGAUAUAUCAUUUUUCACUGAAAAUGUUAAGUCAGGAAAGCUUCGGUCUGCAGAGCAAUCCCCUAUAAAAGUAAUUAAAUCUAAUGAACUAAUAGACACAAGUAUUAAUUCCGAAAUACUAAACUCAGAUGAACGCAACGAUAAAACGGAGGAUGAAAAAGAAACAGAAGAUUCUCAUUUUAAUGGUGCAAUAUCUCAAACUAAAUCUACCUUCAACGACGUGUAUUCUACCAGAAAGAGGAAAAUGAGCGAACGUCAGGACUCGAACAAGCGUGGCGGCCGAAAAGAUUUAUUUACAAAACUAAGAAAUUUAAGAAAGAACAGUCAAAUUAAAAAGAUGAACCAGAAUGUUUCGAACCUUCAAGUACAAAACUGUAACCACGAAAAGCCUCACAUUCCGCAAAAACAAAAUCAUUUAGCCAAUAAAACAGUGUCUAGUAACAAUAAUAAUUGUAUACCUAUAAAAAGAGCUCGUAUCGCACAUAUACCUAAAAGUACAAUAAACAAAAAAAAGAAUUCACAGGUCGGAAAAUGUUUCGUAAAAAGUAUAACAAAUAGAAUGACAUCACAAGUCAGUGCUGAUAAUAGUAUUAAAGUUAAUACAAAUACGAUGGAGCAAACAUUCAAUGAGCCAUUUUCAGCUAUGGAGGGAAUUGAAAAGGAUGACGGUAAUGCAACGUUAGAAAAGAAAUCUAAUAACGGAGUAGAGGAGUUAAAACCAAAUUGUGUAAUAUUUAUUGCUGACAUUAAACAUUCGUCCGAAAAUGAUUUGGAAAUACGAACUUCAUCGAGUAUAGACGUGGAUUGUUCUGAUAAUUCUACUAGCCUUUCUAAGCCCGUUAUGAAUGAUAGACCCAAAAAAAUAAUGGAAUUAAAUGAAAUGGAGAUUGAAUCGAACGAGGAGCGCGAAAGUUUAAAAGAGAAGAAUGAAAAUGAGCAAACUGCUGAAAUGACUGAAAAUUCAAAUAUUAACGAACCUCGCAAUUUAGGAAAAGAAUCUGUUUGCGAGGUAGACUUUCAACUUAAUCAUGACAAAUGUAAUUACAAUGGAAGUCGUGCUGAUUCUGAACCCGACUUGGAAAUAUGUAGCGAGAGUAUCCAAAAUAUUAUAAAGAUCGAGCAUUCGUACGACUCCAUUCAUUCGUUUUCAAAUUCAAAAUGUAUACAAUCGAUCAAUGAUCAAGAAAAUGAUACAAAAGAAGGAAACUUGAACAUCGAAGAUGCAACCAAUGUCUGUACAGAGCAAGUAAAUUCCAAUACAAUGAUCACAUUAACAUCACAUCAUCCACUUAUGAAACUGAAAGAGUAUGUUAGUGAAAGUAAAUUUCAAAGUGAGAGCCGUAAAAAACAAUUUAAAAAACAUCUGCAUAUUUAUUCGAUAACAAAUAAAUUUGUAAAAAAGCAAUUAAAGAGGCUUGUGGAUGGUGACUGGGAAACAUCUGUACAUUGGGAUGUAAUUGAAAAAUUGAAAUCUACCUGCACUCCUCGUAUCAUAGCAAAGGGAAUCGUGGAUUUAUUAAGUACACUGGAAGAAUGCGAGAAGAGUUUAGAUAACACUCACACACCGCCUGCACCGUUAAUGACAGUAACACAGCAAAGAAUUGUUGCGUUAUUAGUUGAUUUAGAAGGAUCAAAGCCAAUGAUUUUUCAGUUUGUUCAGGCUGGCAUAGAAUACAAACUGUAUAGAAUUAACCAGACAAUAGAGAAGUCAGUCGUGGAGUCACUUGCCAGGAUGUACACCGUUCUGGCGCGAAUAAAGAAAGACAGAGAAAGAGUAAGGAUAUUUUGUUGCGAUGCUCUGUAUUGUUUGGGACUUAAUGCAAUACUUGUUUUAUAUACAGUAUUCACCUGUUGGCCAGAAGUAUUCCCAAAUAGUGAAACAAACAAUGAACUUUUGCCAAAAUGCAUGGCGCAUCUCAUCAUGUCGCAACAAGCCCAGAACUUUCCCAAGCUCAAUGCUCUGAAGAAUUUAGUAUCAGUAUUUUAUAAAUAUCAAAUGGGGACAAUUUCGAAAGAUGUGUUGAACAAACUUUUAACAGCUCUUCAAGAAAAGUCUAGCGUUGAAGUGGAAACAGCCAUUUUACUUUUGGCGAAGAAAGAAGGCACAGUGUGGACGUACCAGAACAUCAUUAAAAGUGCACUAUUACCAAUGAUAAUUAAUAAUAAACUACCGAGCACGUACAGAGCAUUUUGUUUGCUUGGUAAUCUUAUGCGCGCGUUUCCAUUAGCAGACAACGAUAAUGUGGUCUGUGGAAUUAUAGAACAAUUAUGUGACUUAAGCAAAUCCGGCGAAGGAUCGGAAGAACAACAAGAGGGUAUAGUCUCAGCAUUGCUGAGCUUGUCUAGACACAGAUUCAAUGAUGUGGUGUAUACUAUAAUGGAUUGGACCCCAACUGCACCUCUUUGUACUCGAACUACAGUACAGCUCAAUAGACUAUUCAAUUCUCGUCAAUUGGAAUACUGGACGUGCUAUUUAAAAAAGAAACUAUCCUCACAGCAACCGCGUAAACAAUGUAAAACAUAA